AUGGAUCGCCCACGGGGCCUGAGGAGGCCUCAGUCAGGGAGGAGAGCCAGGUCUCUGGACAGGUCACAGAACCCCAGGAAGGACUCUGAGUCGUGGGACUGCCAGUGCCUUUCGCUGUCCAGCACCCCCUCCAGGAGGGCACUUCGCCGGGCGGUCAGCGACGGGCCCGGACGUCCGGAGAGCCCAGCUCAGGCUGCGGAGACUCAGGGCACCACGGCCACAGCCCUCGGCCCGGAGGAGACCAAAGAGUUUCUCCCCACUGAGCAGAGGCCACUGCAGGACGCCAAGAAAGACAAGGCCCAGAGAGGGGCCCAGCAGGGGUGGCUGAAGACCCUGCUGAACUUCUUCCUGAGGACAGGCCCCGAGGAACCCAAAGAAAAGGCCAGCAGGAGGGCAAAGGGGAAGGAGGGCCUCUCACAGCCUGCAGAAGCCCCUGAGGCACCGGGGGAGCCAGCUUCCAGGAAGAAAGCCCACGACAAGAAGGCCAGCCGCAAGAAACAUGGCCACAAGCAACGUGGUGAGGAAACCAAGAGGGCCCAAGACGGGGAGGUGGCAGGCCAAGAGGCAGGGCUGCCCGGGACGGCUGCUGCCUCGCGCUCCGAGGAGGCUGACCUGGGCCCAGCUCGCAGGGGCGGGGGCGAUUCUGCUCUCCACCAGGCCUUGCCCAUCGAAGGUGAGGGUGCUGGAGUCUCAGAGGUGUUUGCCCACGUCACAAGUCACCAGCGGGAAGAGGAGCUCACAGAGCUUGACCAGGAUGCUACCAUCCAGAUGAUAGUGGAAUUUCUCAAAAAAGUGGGAGACCAGUGGGAAGAAGAGCAACUUCAAGCCCCUCCGCUAAAGGUAGCUCCACAAAAUCCAGCGCCGGCCUUCAGGAGGAAAUCUCAAGAGAAAAAGUCUGGCCUCAAGAGAAGCUUUUCUGUUAAGAAACAUGUCUCGGAGGAACCCAAGAGAGCAGGGGCUGUAGAUGUUUCCAGCCCGGAGUCCCGGCUGCCCAGGAGGCCCAGCUUUCUGCACCUGUGUGUUGGGGGCCAGCGGCCCUCCAGCUCCAGCAGCCUUGGCUUGGAAGAACCUGAAGUCCAGGAGGCCUUGUCUACAGAUGUCGCUGGUCCAAGCCCCUUCGAGCUUUCCACGCCAGGCAGCUGGGCACCUGAAGAGGACUUGCAGCUGGACAGAGCCUCGGAAUCCCGAGAAUUCACCCAGAAGAUCAUUGCCCUACUCCAUCACGCAGAGGAGCAGGAGCGAGAGAAGCAACUUCAAGUCCAGGAGCCAGAGGUGGCUGUAGAAAACCUGGCCCCAGCCUGCAGAAAGAAAUCCCAAGAGAAAAAGUCCAACUUGCGAAGAUCACACAGAGCCUUUUCUAAGAAACGUGGCUUCAAGGAGGCCAAGAAAGGGGGUGCUGCCCGUGCUGCCAGCCCGGAGUCCCGGCCACUCAGGAGGCCCAGCUUGCCGCCCCUGUGUGUUGGGGGCCAACGGCCCCCCAUCUCCAGCAGCCUUGAUUUGGAGGCUCUUGAGUUCCAGGAGUCCUCGCCUGCAGAAGGGGGUCCCGUUGGAUCCUCAGAAGCACCCUCCCAGGCCAGAAGCCACAAGCCAGAAGGGGUACCUCAGCUGGAUGGAGCCUGUGAAUCCAAGGAGCUGAUCAUCCAGAAGCUGGUGGCUCUUCUCCAAGAAGCGGAUGGCCAGUUGGGGGAGCAGAUCAGGCGACACCCCGACUUUAAGAGGUGUUUUUACAAGCUCUCAGACUCCUCCCUUAGAAAGCUGGUGGCCACCCUGAGCAGCCGGGAGGCCCACUCCACGGAGCCCCACAGGAACCUCGUCGAGAGAUCCUACCAGUUUGCCUUUGGCUUGGCCGACAAAUUUGCUGGCAACAAUAGCCACGCCGUCCUCAGCCUCGUGGGCCUACACUACAGCCGACACAGUUACCCCCAGUUCCCACACGGGGAGGCCCCUCAGGUGAGAGGGGGCAGUCUGGCACAGGCGACAACAGGCUUGUGGUCACGACAGGACCUAUUCGCUGUCCUCUCCCCUCCCCUGCUUAGUGCAGGACUUUUGGGGUCUAGCUCAAAUGCCACCUCCUUGCUGAGGCCUUCUGAGACAAUUCUACACCACGGUGACCUUUUUCUUUCCCAAAACCCUCAUUGGCUUUACUGGAUAGUGAGCACCUUCUUCAUUUGGCUCUGGUCUCUAACUGUACAUGCGUUUUUACCCUGUUGAUACCAGUAUGGAAUAUUGGACUGUCUACUGUCCUAGCUUGCCCUCUUAUUAUUUCAUGGGUUCUGCUGCUUGGCUUCCCAAUUCUAGGCUGUCAUAAAAUUUAAAUAACAAAGCAGAAUAAGGUUCCAUAUCAAAUAAGGGAUGGUUGAGGU
This is a messenger RNA of Ceratotherium simum simum (southern white rhinoceros), 2363 nucleotides long. It is a transcript of the gene BNIP5, whose product is annotated as BCL2 interacting protein 5. NCBI's taxonomy places the organism in Eukaryota, Metazoa, Chordata, Mammalia, Perissodactyla, Rhinocerotidae. The record is from RefSeq and is a predicted model, not a curated record.